Molecule: messenger RNA, 5174 nt
Organism: Amoebophrya sp. A25
Lineage: Eukaryota; Dinophyceae; Syndiniales; Amoebophryaceae
Source: the annotation of a GenBank genome assembly
AGGAGCCGGAUCUUUCCGGUAGGAGAGGGUGAGCGAACAAGAUGAAGAAAAUUCGUCGCCUCAGUACCUAAUUAAUGCCGAUGUGUCUGUAUCAUUCUCAUUGAUACAACUCCUCUGUCUUUGCAUUACCCCCAACUCUAACAUCUUUCUCUAUCUUAAGAACAAGAAAAUGCCGGUGCCGCGCGACACUGGAUCCGUUUUUCGACGCUUCGCUCAUUGGCGGCUCUUCCUCCUCCUGGUUGCAGCGGGGAAUGGUGUUGCUUCUAGUCGGCAGAAUGCGGACGUGGCAGGAAGAGCUGCUGCUACACAACUCGAGCAAGCGGAUCGCGAUCGCGUAUUCCUCCCGGCAACAUCAACGCGAGAAGUAGACUCUAACUCCGUUCCUUCGAGCACUAGAGUGGUAGACUCGAACUCCGUUCCUUCAGGCGUAGACGUACACGGAGAACCCUCCGAAAUCAGGAGUAGCGAAGAUCGCCAGGAGAUAGAUGCAGCGAAUGCCGUGUCAGAACUUGCAGCACCUGCCAAGAGCUCCCUCCUAGACGCUGCCCAAGUCCUCGAUGAGGACCCAUAUCCGUUAGCGCGUUCCACCGCUGAUGACGCAUCUACCUCUACAGCAGAGGAUAUUGCAUUGCACGCAGAAGAAGAUGAAAAUGACGAUCCUUCUGACAUCCCUCUCAAUGCCGGCACCUGGUGGCUCUUCGUUUUCAUGGCCGUCGUGUGCGUGGCCACAGCGGGCAUGAUGAGUGGGCUUACUAUGGGUCUCGUUUCCCUAGAUCCGUUUGACAUGGAGCUCCUCAUGCAGACAGAUCCGGAGGAUAUCGAAGACGAUGAAGAGCGAGAGGAAUUGCUGAAGGAGAAGAAAGCGGCGACAGCGAUCUUGCCGCUGGUCAGCGACCAUCAUCGCUUGUUGGUCACUUUACUGCUAGUAAAUGCUAUGGCGGCAGAGAGCUUACCACUAGUGUUGGAUAAGCUGGGAUUGCCGAAAUACGUGACGAUUGCGAUAUCGGUGUUCGGCGUGUUGGUCUUUGGGGAAAUUUUGCCGUCGGCACUUUUUUUAUGGAACAAAGUGUGUGUGACUGUGACACUGUGACAACAUGUUCGCACUAAAAGUCAAGGUAGCUGCUAGUACGAAAAAAGAAUUAGAAUAUCCACAGCAGCGCGAGCAAGCGUAGAUGUCGUGGUAAAAACAGCAGUCACGAAGAUUAAUGUAGUUAGUACUUUGUCAGAUUCAGAUGAUCUCCUUUAUCUAAUCUCCACCGGUCCCCGUCAGCUUGAGAUCGCUGCUUUAUUCGGUUCGAUGGUCGAGGCACUGGAGACUCUAUUGGGGUUAUUGGUGAUACCAAUUGCCAGACUCUUAGACGCCAUACUCGGUAAGGAGCACAAAGGCCGAUACAACAAAGGCGAACUCAAAGCAUUGAUCAUUAGGGCUCUACUACUACUUGAUGGUGAUGAUUUCAAUAGUACUUCAUCUAGUACUUGUUUUUAUACCAACAUCCAGUGGUUAACUAACAGCAAUAUGUGAAGACUCCUGUGACUAGUACUCCGUCGUGUCUGUGCAUGCCAUGUUGCAGGAAGGGCAACGGUGUAUCCUCUUCUAAAGGAAACUUACAACUCCGAGAAAACCCUAGAGGAGGAGAUGCGGCGGCUGGAACAGGUCUUGUACAAGACGAAAUCCGGAUGAUGACGGGAGCCAUGGAACUUAGCAAAAAAACUGUCAUGGACGUACAACUACUUCGUCAAGAACUUGUGUUGCUUUUAGAAACUCCAUGUCAUCCAGAUCCACAUCCAGUUAUCUACUUAGUUACUACUUUCUGUUUGAGAUUAUAACUUAGAUGGACCUGAGAUACUACAUACAGUGCCCAUUGUAGUUCUAAAAAAACAAUAUCUCUUCCACAGGUAAUGGUUCCCCUCUCGGAUGUGUAUAUGUUGUGUCAAUCAACCGAGCUGAACAUGGAAACGAUGGCGACAAUAGUCGGAAAGGGACACUCACGUCUACCGAUUUACAACAGUCAUCCCCAUGACAUUAGGGGCUUCCUCAUGGUCAAGAACCUGAUCGUCGUGAAUCCUGAGGUAUAGUUUUUUUCUUGGAUAGAUGAAAGUGUAUCGUCACCGCGUGCUUACCCUCUAACAGGAAGAGUAAACUUGAUAUGUUGUUCAUUUUACGGGACUUAAUUUCGCUAGAACGUUAAAAUUAAGUAGGCUAGAACAGGGAACUUCGUGCUUUUAACCCCCGUAAUCAAUAUUUAUGAGGCUUUUUCUAGGUGAUUCGCUUUUCCCUCGUGCUGUAUGUCAGCGUCUCUGUAGCUCAGUCGGAAGAGCACCCAACCACAAUCGGUCGCUCGCCCUAGAGGCAGCAGACCACCGUCUAGGAUUUCAGCUCUCUGAAACCAGGAAAAACAGUCGGGAUGCCGCGGGUUCGAUUCCCGCCGGAGUCGCUAUUUCCUGGGCCGCGCCGAAGGCCGCAACUUCGGAAGGCUGUGCCGUGGGGCCACGACGCGUGUCCGCUUUCCCUCCAUCUUCCAGAUCCAUCCCCAACGAUGGAUCUGGAAGAUGGAGGGAAAGCGGACGUUCCCCCUCCUAGCGGAAUGUCGAAGGCUGUGUCCUCGUGGGACGCGUGUCCGCUUUCCCUCCAUCUUCCAGAUCCAUCCCCAACGUGGGGCCACGACGCGUGUCCGCUUUCCCUCUCCAUCUUCCAGAUCCCCAACGACGAUAGCCUCCUGUUCCCCCUCCCCUUCUUCUUCCCACCAACGAUCUUCCCCCUCCUCCUGAUGACAGAAACGACUCAUCCACAACAGGACAAGCGGAAGGUCGAAGGCUUUGGUCUACGGAAACCCCUUGUGGUCACCCUCGAUGAUCCGUUGCUGGAUUUGCUCACGGAAUUCCAGAAGGGCAAAUCUCACAUGGCUUUGGUUACGAAUCGACCAGACCUAGUCAAGCGAGCGUGGGCGACCGACAAGCAGAUACCUGUGAAUGUGCACAUGUUACGGCAAUGUCUCCUAGUAGUACUAGUCCUGUAGCUGAAGUUCUUGUGCUUAGGCAUAGGGGGCUUAGUUGAUGUAGGGAACAAGCCGUUUGUGAUUCAAGUUGUGCUUAGCCAUAGGCUUAGUUGAUGUAGGGAACAAGCCGUUUCUGAUUGGUGUUUAGCAUCACCUGUAAUCUUCAGCGUCAAAAAUAUGGUGGAAUCCAACCUCCUCCUCCUCCAGAAAUUUUACAAACGACUCCCUCGAUCUUGUCGUGCUUGUCUUCGACUUCCUCUAACUCUCGCUGGCAUCGUCACCUUAGAAGACGUCAUCGAGAAUUUGAUUCAAGAGGACAUCAAAGACGAAUCUGGCGUUGGAGAAGCCGGCGUCCGAGAACAGUUGCGAUGGCUCAUUUUCAAAGCCAAACGCGUCGAGCGGAUCAAGGAGAUCACGUCGUUGGCGAAGAAACUCUUCUCGCGUCAACUGAUGGCAAGACAGCGUCGUUUGUCAACUAGUUCCGGCGUCUUCUCGCAUGAAGCAUCACCCUGGUCCGCGACGUCAGGCAUGCCACAAGGAGCUCCUUAUUCCACAGGACCUGCGGAAUACGUACCGCCACCAUCCUCUGCUGGAGGGAGUACAAUCGGAGGAGGUACAAUGCGCUCCAACAUGGGCAGCGGUGGGGGACAUCAUCAAUCAGCUGGGAUAUUGUUGAAUUAAGGCUUACCUUCGUUAUUAAUUGAAUUAACUUAACUCAUGUUGAGUACACACGAGCAUCUCUGACAUAGAGAUGCUUAUAUCAAGGAAAAAGUAGUUGAAGAUAUUACCUAAGUACGCUUUACCUUUGUUUAAGAUACUAAAAUAUUAAAAUGGGUUGUAAGCUCUAAUUAAAGCAGAGACAGGCAGCAGCGAGAGCGACCUAUAUAGAACAUCAACAAGCUGACAGAUCUGACAGAGCAGCGCAUGCGCAUUUGCAAAGCCAAAUGGCCUCGAGCAAUUUCCCACCACAGCUGACGCAAGCGCUUUUGCAGACACGAAGCAAGUUGGCGGCUGAACAUCAUUAAGGACAGGAAAAUGUUGAACUUGUACUUGCACUCUUUACGGGCCUUCUUGAACUACUUGGGAAAUUUGUCUGAUGAAACAUCUCGCUUCUAGUGAGUUUCAACACCAAAUAAAACAUUUCAAAAUUAUGAGUUGUUGAUAAAGUAUAUUAAUAUAGGGAAAAUCAAAAAAAUGAAAAAUCAGUACCUGUACCUGUACCUUCUAAUCUGAGCAGCACAGAGCAACGCUUGCAUCGCCUUCGCCUGUGGCGGUGACGCCACCGCUCCAGCACACUCCUAACCCAGCAGCCUCGGAACAAAACACCCCUACGAGAACGGUAACGACAGCACCUCUGGGAGGUCCUACCUCUGGUGGCGCAGCAUCUUCGGUCUCAAAACAAGGCAGACAAACGACCACGGCUUCUACGGGUAGAGAGACCAAGGUUGUAGUCGUUCCGCCGUUGCCAGUACCGACAUCUGCCGUCGCAGCUGCAAGUACUGGUACCACGAACAAGCAAGGAGGCGACGUCGGGGGGACAGAACUAGUGCCCACUCCAGAGAGGCGGGGAUUGGCAGUGCCACAUCUAGCGGCACUUCCUCCUGAUCGUACACCGGCGCCUGGCUCUGGUCCUCCUGGCAAAAGAGUUUAACUCUUGUCGGAGGACUCAGACGCACGCUUGUGGCAUUUGGACGUAUGUUGCCAUUUCCUCCUGUUCCCGUAAUCUUACAGACACGCAUAUUGUAGUUCUUAUCCGAACAAAAAAAUUUCCGCUUCCUCAUUCUAGUUUGAAUAACCGAUUUCAAGUUAGAAGUUUAAUUCCUUUAUUGCGUUUGCAAUUGCAUACAAUUACCUCCUCUCGCUCCUGUGGUAACACCUACAGUUAGCAUCAGGUACUAGACCAUGCUCGGUCUUCUCGUUAAGUCAGUGUCUACCUUGUCGUUGCAGCUGGUAGUUCUCUUUACAACCUUGCUCACAGAUCUCAAGGCGAUGCAUAGGCAAGGGGUAGUGCCAAACAAUUUGGUUCUUGUGCAACAACAUCUCGUCAAGCGAACAUGCCUUUCGACUGAACAAGCCCAGUACAUGAAAUUUAGAGACGAAACUAUGCUAAUAAUCUUUUGUCAUUGAUAAAAGACGGAAGCCUUUCCUUGGAACGGAUCGAUGACUUUUCGCAACGGC